AUAAUCCUGAAAGGGGUGAUGCAGUUAGGCCUUGGAUAUUGGAAUCUAGUGCAGGAAGGUGUCACGCAGAACAAGGCGGUAGGGUUUGAAGAGAUGAGGGUUGUUGAUCAGUGUUGUGAUGGAAUCCAAUUCUGUUUAGAACGUGCACUUGCAUCAGGAGCCAUGUGGUCAGCUGAUGAAAUUGCUGAGCUGUGUUACCUGCAUUAUAGGACCAGGCUCCCUAAGCAGGGGAAACCAGAUGCAAACAGGGAAUGGACUUCACUGGCAGCUGUUGUUAAAGUGGAGUCUGCAACUGAAAGAGAGGUUCUUGAUAGUCCAGGGAAUCUGCAGGUAAUGAAGGAAGUUGUUGCUAUGGGAACUGGAACAAAAUGUAUUGGCCAAAACAAAAUGAGAAAAACUGGAGACAUUCUGAAUGACAGUCAUGCUGAAAUUGUGGCCAAGAGGAGCUUCCAGAGGUAUCUUCUCCAUCAGAUGUGGCUGGCAGCUUCACAUCAGCAAUGCAGUAUCUUUAUUCCGGGAACCGAAACUGGGAAAUGGAAACUCAAACCAAAUACCAUAUUUGUUUUCUUCUCCAGUCAUACCCCAUGUGGAGAUGCUUCUAUUAUUCCAAUUAGUGAACCAGAGAACCACCUUUCUAAGCCAGUGACUGGAGAUGAUGCAGCUGGACAAUCAGCAGAGUGUAGAAGUAACCGUGAUCAUUUGGGUCCUGAAGAUAAAAGGAAAUCAGAGAAAAUCGCAAGUAAUCAUAUAAUCAAGAGAAUGAAAACUGACGAUGAUGGUUCUUUUUCCGUAAUCGCUGAAGACCUGGCUGUUCAGCAAGUAUCUGUGGAACGAGAAGAUGACACAAAUCCAAAGAGCUGUGAAUGUUCUGCAGAGAUGCAAAGAGCUAACAAGGAGACUGGCUUAGGCAGACCGAAGAUAGUAGAUGUUCACAGAACUGGAGCAAAAUGUGUACCUGGAGAGCUGGGUGAUGCCCGAAUACCUGGGCUAGGGUAUCACUGUGUGGGAUUAUUACGAGUGAAGCCAGGUCGUGGGGACAGAACAUGCUCUAUGUCCUGCAGUGAUAAACUGGCUCGCUGGAAUGUGUUAGGGUGUCAAGGAGCUCUUCUGAUGCAUUUCCUGCAGUAUCCAGUGUAUCUGUCAGCAAUUGUAGUGGGGAAGUGUCCAUAUAGCCAAGAAGCUAUGCGGAGAGCAAUUAUUGAAAGGUGUCAGCACAUCUCAUUUUUACCAGAUGGUUUUGUUGCUCAGGAGGUUAAGCUGCAGCAAUCGGAUCUUCGAUUUGAACAUAGCCGUCAGGCAAUUCAGGAAGUUCAAACUGACAGCAAAACAAAACUUGUUCCUUGUAGUGCAGCUAUCAGUUGGAGUGCAGUCCCUGAGCAACCUCUGGAUGUCACCUCAGAUGGCUUCCGGCAGGGAACAACAAAGAAGGGGAUUGGGAGCCAUCAGUGCAGAUCCAAGAUCUGUAAAGUGGAACUCUUCCAUACAUUCCAAAAGCUGGUGACAAGUAUUUCACAAGAGGAUCUACCAGACACUCUCCGGAUGAAGACUCUAGAAACCUACUGGGACUACAAGGAAGCUGCAUUAAAUUAUCAAGAAGCCUGGAAAGUGCUGCGUAGCCAAGCUCUGCUGGGUUGGGUCAAGAAUGCCAAGGAAUACCUGCACUUCACAUGAGAAUACAUGCGGCUAUGUAAAUCCAGCAAUAAGCCCUGGUGCAUAGCAGAUGCCUCUGCGGUGCAAAGGCCAGGAAAAGAUGUCCUCUAGUUCAUGUGCUGUAAGGACACAGGAGUGAAAAGGAAAGCAAUUUAGAGAAGUCUUUAUUUUGGUUUGAGUUGAAGCCCCCUUUUUAUUGAAAUACAGAAAAGGAUCAUUGCUGACUUAAAGUUCUGAGCUGCAUGAAACAAUACGCCUCCAAAAGAAAGGAAGCAGUGAUGUGCUAUCCUCUGUUAUCUGAGGAUAUGAUCUAUCAGCCAUAGUCCAUUGCAAUGGAAGUAAUGUCAACUGAAAUUGAAGCAGUGCUAUGGAAGAAAGGCUGUCAUUCUAAAAAUUUUAGUGCUGCUUUUUUCUUCCACUCUUCAUAAUGUUAUGGUUGGUUUUGUGUUGCUGGGACAACCCUAAUGUAUAGUAAGUAAUAUUUUUAUAACUCUUGGCUCUCCUUGUCUGGUGCCUGGAAGAAUUUUCUGUGUCCCCCAGCCCCAUUGCUUCUAACUGGAAAUACUAGUUCUGUUAAAGGGUCUUUUUUCUGGGAGUCCUUCAUAGAAGCUUCUAUUUACUAAAUAUAGCCAAAGCAGAAGCAAAAGAGUGCUGGGGAGAAGGCUGUGUCAAAUAAUACCACUUAUGAUAUCCCAUGCAUCUCUCUCAAUUUCAGGACUUUGCCAAAUACCCCUUCAACUGCUUUGCUUCUGUGGGCAGGAAAGAAACCCCCUGAAUUACCUGAUUCAAACCUGUCAAUCCUGUGUAAUUCCAGGCAGACAUUUACCUGCUUUUCAGUGUUUCAAGCGCUGUCCAUCCCCCUGUCCAUCCCCCUGUCCCCCCGUGAUUCAAGGUUAAUUAAAAACAGGGAUGCCUUAACCAUGUAUGUCACUGUUUCCUGGCAAGCGUUCAUUAAUAGCCUGGCAAAGGUGGAGAUGCUUUGGGGGGACUGGAAGUAGUCUCUGGCAGUCUUUGCCUUUAUGCUUUAUUACCAAAUAACAUCUGCAUGGCAAAACAGUCAACAUUGCGAGCUGGGGGGAAGCAGCGGGUAAUCCUCCUUAAACUUUCUGUCCCAGUUAUUGCCUUCUGUGAGCAAGUUCAGGACUAUGUAACUGCUACUGAGCACACUCCCCUUCUGUACUUUUUCUAUUGUAAACUACAAUUCAUAAGAUGUUUGGACAAGGCAAUAGUAAGAUAAAAGAAGUGGAUAAUUUAGAACUUAAGAAUUCUUUAGCGAUUUGAGUUUUCUGUUCUUUGGUAUCUUACUAUAGUUUCGGAUUUGAAAAAUGGGCACAGCAGUUCUCCAGACUGCCUUUACAGUCAACUUACUGAGCUACAUAUGGGACUGAACAGUACAUAUCACAUUACAAUCUGAGAAUUGAUUACCGCAAAUCCUUUUACUUCACGCUUGGGUUGACUUGUCAAAUAGGAAUAGUUCUCUCUUACUUGUUGAAGAAAUAACAAAGAACUUGAAUUCUGUGUGUAUAAGCCUGUCCUUUCAAAUCCAGCACUAACAUGCAGAAAGACCGGUUGUAUUGGUGAGGGGGGAGUCAUUGUAUGUGUUUGUAGAGGGCAGAGGAUUAUGGAGAACGGUGGCUUGCAUUAGUCAUCAGAGGAUGAAAAAUGGCCAGAUGCCAUUGCAGAUGGGCUACGGGGUGAACUGCUGAAGAGAAAUGGUAGCAGUUGCUGUAAUUGAGCAAAUCGCAUUCCAAGGGCAGAGUCCUGUAGUGUACCUAAAGAGAUAAUCAGUAAAUUUCCAGGUUCUUGAAAUUUACCUUUGUCCUUCCCUGAAAUCUUGCAGAAACUAUACCUUAACAUACCUCGUUUCCCUUUGUUAAUCAACAAGGUCUGUAGUGAACCUGCUGACCAGACUGGAAUGUUCCCAUUUCCUAUCCAGCUGCAAUACUAAAAUGAGUUACAUAAGGCUAGUUGUUCUGUAGUCUUGGCAUCAGACUAGUUUUCAGAUGAGCAGUUAUAUGAUGUAAAUUCUUUUAACUCUUUCCUAAAAUUUGAGCCUGGCUGUUAGGAGAGAUUGUUCCUGGUAAGAUUUUCCUGUGCAUUUGUAGAAUACUUGUGAACUGUAGAUUGCUGCUUUCUGCUACUUGUGAGGUUUAAAAGUAGUUUUAGAGGUGCUGAACACUGAUAUUAACCUUACUUUUCCGAUGGAGUUGAGGACACAUUUAAGCCUGGAGUGAGUCGAUGAAUAUGCAAAGAGAGGGAGUGUAAGAUCCUGCAGGCUUAGCCCCUCAGCUUUUUAAAUGCUGCUUUGUUUUAGCU
Messenger RNA from Gymnogyps californianus (California condor), 3966 nucleotides. It is a transcript of the gene ADAT1, whose product is annotated as adenosine deaminase tRNA specific 1. Gene Ontology annotation, molecular function: RNA binding; adenosine deaminase activity. The record is from RefSeq and is a predicted model, not a curated record. Gene Ontology annotation, biological process: RNA processing. The coding region runs from base 19 to 1671 and encodes 550 amino acids. Lineage: Eukaryota; Metazoa; Chordata; Aves; Accipitriformes; Cathartidae. The transcript has 9 exons.